UAAGUUAUAUCUCUAUGGGUUGGUCAAGGCCCUGACUUGCUCCAGUUACCCACAAAUUGCCAAAGUCCAAGCUGGCGGGGUAUACAGCCACCAGAGCAGAAGCCAUUGCCAUUUGGCAGUGUAAACAGAGCGAUAUGAAUGUUGGAUAUAUCAUGUGCAUGGGGAGGAUAGAAACUCCUACAGUGCAUUUCACACAUUAUCGCCAAUUCUGUGACAGCUAGUUUUAUUUAUUUUUGUACCCAAUGCUUUGGCAUUUGUUUGGCUCCCCGCUUAUCUUAUCGGGGGUGUCGGAGUGGCAGAGACUGUGACUGGGGAACAAUUAAACGUGCGAUAAGCGCCCAGAGAAUUCCAAACGCUGGUCCCAGUCAGUCAGUUGAAAUUGGAGCUGCCUGCGAAUUAUCCACCAUUCAUGACCGACUGGCAAUCGAGCCUCUGACACUGCGUCAUUCAAAUCGCAAAGAAAAGGAAGAUUGGCCAAGUAAAAGUCAUCAUCAGAAGCCCAAGAAGUGAUUUGUGGUCAACUUGUGUUGCCGCUGUGCAAGGUGUUGCUGCUGGAGUUGCAAUUUCGUUUGCUAUUGCAACUUCUUCGGCCAACAACACUUGGCGGAAAUAGGCACUUAAAAAGCGGAAGAGUGACGUCACUUGCCACCAAAGAAGGAGGAGAAGGAGGGUUUCGCUGGUCAGCUGCCUCUGCCUUUGGCGGGUAUUCCGAUAAGCCCAAGUGCAGCCAAUCGAGAAGAAGUGAAGAGGAAAGGGCGGACCACGAUAAGCGAUCCCAGCAUCAUGCAGACGACGACACAUCAACGGCCAGUAACGCCUGGCACUCCAGACUCGGCACAUAUCGUGAUCGGCGCCGCGGGACUUGUGGCACAUGAGAGACGCCAGCCCGGAAAGACCCUGAUGAAUUGUUUCCGCGACCGCUCCACGACAUCGUCGUCGUCGUCGCAGGCCCAACACGUCUAUGUGCGCGGCCACAGCGUCACCUCGGGCACCCUGUUCCGCCUGGAAGGCAAUGGCGGUUCCAACAGUAACUUGGACAAAGCAGGCAGGCAGGAAACUGGACGACCCGAGGCGGUCGUCCUGCUGAGAGAGCUGAAGACCAAGCCCAACAAACUGGCGCUGCUCAAGAGCAGCAGCAGCAGGGAUCUGACCCGCCUAUUCCUGGAUGAUGCGAACAACACGGCCGUGCUGGUGUCCAACACCAGCCUGGAUGUCUGCUCCUCGAACUCCAGCUCCGGCGGAAGUCCGGCGGUGGGUAGGUCCAGGGUCAGGGAUCGCCACAGCGCGGUGGAGUGCUGCAGCAGCUGCUCGAAGCGUUGGCAUGACCUCAAGCAGCGUAUGCACACGCUAGAGCAGGACCUGCUAGUCCAGACCACUUACAGUCAGGAGUUGGAGCAGAAAGUAGGCGAAAUGAGUCGACAGUUGGGCGAGCUGCUUCAGGAGCGGGACAGAGACAGGGAAAGGCAGCGCCCCGCAGGAGGAGGAGGAGGAGGAUCCGGCAGGCGUCAUCCCCAUCCCACAGGCAGUCCCAAUGUCCGACCCUCACGCCUGGUGGCCUGGAUGAACCUGUCCAACUGGUUUAAGAGCAGGCCCAGCGUGGAGACCCUGCGAGAACAGCGCAUCUUCUUCGACGAGCCCUGCUUCGAUACGGAACUGGAGAUGGUUCUAAAGCACGAACAGCAUAGCACUGUGCCCCGGAUCGUUGUGGACUGCUGCCAUCUCAUCGAGAAGAUGUACCGCAGCUCCACGCAGCCCAUUGAGGGCAUCUACCGGCAGUGCGGCGAUUACAACAAAAUCCAAACGCUGCGCUUCAGCAUCGAUGCCAAUGACUAUGACGCACUGAAGCAGCCGGACGUGGAUAUACACACGUUGACCGGGGUGCUGAAGCUUUUCCUGCGUGAAAUCAAGAGUCCGCUGGUUAGUGUCAACGAGGCCAAGACCUUCAUUGGAUCGGCCAAUCAGUGGUUGCUAACCGAUCUCUCCGUCAAGCUGGACACCCUAAAAAGACUGAUACGCUCGCUGCCGGAGAGCAACCGCGACACCAUGGAGUAUAUCUUCGGGCACUUCAAUAAAUUGACUAAAGUACCACUGCAGCAAAUCAGCGCCGAGACGCUGUCCAUAUCGGUGACACCCUCGAUCUUCCACACGGUGCCGCAGGGCGUCCACAUGCAGGACAUCCAGAAACUGCUGCGCGAAGGCGAAACUUUAGCCGACUGCGUCAAGCUGAUGAUCGAGUACCAGGGGCGCAUAUUCGAUUAUGUACGCCUCAUCCAAACCGCUCCCCUGUGCCGUUGUCUCGAACGUAUUGCUAACCACACGAAAUUGAACCUGAACCCAACACCCUCUGUACCUGCUACCCGAAUCCCUAUUCCCAACGAUCCCGUCGUCUACAGAUGCACCGCCGAUCGCCGCCAGCGUCGUCUGAGCAUGCGCAACCUGAAGAAGACUCUGUCGCAACCGGACCUCCUCUUCCACAAUCUGUUCUGAUCUGACCCGAUGAAAUGGACCCCCGGGAUCCAUAGGACCUCAGUCCUUUGAUCCUUUAUGCCAGAGAGAGCACUGUACAUAUUGAAUGACUUUAGGCUUAAGCUUACUAACCCACAUACAGGGACACAAGCAACUACUACGGCCACAAAUAUUAUAUUGAUUUUUUUAUAUCAUAACUUUUUUAUUUAUGUUUAAUCAACUUUAAGGUUUUAUCCUUCAUAGAAUAAAAAAUAAAAUAUUUUAUUAGUGCUGUUUUCACAUUUUUCAUUUGAGUAAUAAACAAAAUGACUAAUGCUUUUAUAAUCUUCC
This is a messenger RNA of Drosophila rhopaloa, 2796 nucleotides long. RefSeq lists its product as uncharacterized. The record is from RefSeq and is a predicted model, not a curated record. Gene Ontology annotation, biological process: signal transduction; regulation of GTPase activity. Gene Ontology annotation, cellular component: cytoplasm. NCBI's taxonomy places the organism in Eukaryota, Metazoa, Arthropoda, Insecta, Diptera, Drosophilidae.